Messenger RNA from Polistes canadensis, 4194 nucleotides. It is a transcript of the gene Elp1, whose product is annotated as putative elongator complex protein 1. Gene Ontology annotation, molecular function: tRNA binding. NCBI's taxonomy places the organism in Eukaryota, Metazoa, Arthropoda, Insecta, Hymenoptera, Vespidae. Gene Ontology annotation, biological process: tRNA wobble base 5-methoxycarbonylmethyl-2-thiouridinylation. The record is from RefSeq and is a predicted model, not a curated record. Gene Ontology annotation, cellular component: cytosol; elongator holoenzyme complex. The transcript is spliced from 12 exons. Bases 220 to 4173 code for a protein of 1317 amino acids.
AAUUUAACGAUAAUACAAAAGAUGUCAAACGGAAGUAGAUGGACAGUUGCGCCCUCCCACAAAAAGCACACAUUUCUUCGUAUUCAUUUCCAGUAACAUUCAAGAUUAUGCACAUGGUGCAUUGAUAUAUUUUUCAUUUUAAUAUUACUGUGUGAUUGUGAAAAUAUAUAUUUCAAAAAUUAUAUAUGAUUGACAUUAAAUUUAGUUUUCGAUAAAAAGAUGGAAAACUUAACAGUAUCGCGUCAAAGUUGUCAUAGUUUGGAAGCUUUGGAAAAUGAAAUUUUAGAUAAUUUGAAAUAUUUAAAAAUAUUAUCUACAAUUAACCUAAACAAUGAUGAUUUAUACAUUGCAUUACAAAAUCAAUUAUAUGUAAUACCCUCGAAUCCAGAGUGUGAAAUAACUUCUGUAAAUAUUAACAAUGAAACGAAAAACAAAAUUAUUGGGUUAGAAUAUACUAGCAUAACUCAACAAGUGUAUUGUGCGUAUGAAAAUGGUGACUUAAUUACAAUUAAUAUAGAAUCCGAUUUAGAAUGUGAACUAGUCAAGCAAAUAAAUGAAGGCAUAGAUUGUAUGAAACUAAGUCCUGAUCAUGAAAUUCUUACAUUAGUAACACCUAAAGAUACUGUAAUUACUAUGGUAUCUAGUUUUGAUAUUAUAUCAGAGGUAGAUUUACAAGAAUCUCAUUUUGGGAAUAAACAGUUUGUAACAAUUGGCUGGGGUAAAAAAGAAACACAGUUUCAUGGAUCAAUAGGUAAAGCUGCAGCGAUAAUCAAACCAGUAGAAAUAAAUAAAAAUAAUUUUGACGAUGGAUUACCAAGAAUAACAUGGAGAGGUGAUGGUUCCAUGUUCGCUGUUAGUUUCAUCGGAAAAGAGAAAGGCAUUCGUCAAUUUAAGGUUUUCAGUAGGGAAGGUAUUUUGCAAUAUACAAGCGAGUUGUUGGAUAAUAUGGAAGAGCCGUUAGCUUGGAAGCCUUCUGGAAAUUUGAUAGCUACAACGCAGACAUUAAUUAAUAAGCAUGUAGUAUCUUUUUUUGAAAAGAACGGUUUAAAACACAGAGAAUUUUUACUUCCAUUUGAAACAAAAACUGUUUCAGUAAAAGAAAUAUUUUGGUCUCCAGAUUCCGACAUUUUGACUAUUUGGUGCAAACAAAAUAAUUAUAAUACUACAAUAUUACAAUUAUGGACAGAAAAGAAUUAUCAUUGGUAUUUAAAACAAACAUUCUAUUUUUCUAAAGACAACCCACUGUUAUAUGGUACUUGGAGCUCUAGGACUAACUGCGGGAAAACAUUAAUUCUACUCACGCCACAAAAUGUUUUAACUUAUUCAUUUCAGCGAACCAUUAAUCAUAGCAAAGGUCAAAGUUUGCAAGACAAAGCAGUAGUUGCUGUUAUCGAUGGAAAUAAAGUUUUAUUAACAGGAUUUAAAAUUGGCAUAGUACCACCACCAAUGGCACAUCAAACUUUAGAACUUUCAGAAACAGUCAAUGCAGUAGUCUUUGCACCAAAUGUAAAAAGUAAUGAAUCUUUAAUAGAUACCAAUACCUUCUUUUGUGUUUUAAGCAAUAACAAAUUGGCGUUUUUUAAUUGUACAAAUGAUUCAAAUAAUAUUGAAUAUAAGAAUAUAAGUACAUGCGAAAUGAACUGGGAUGUACCAACAUUUGAUACUAAAAAUGUUAUACCUAUAAUGCAACAUUUCUCAUGGUUUAAGGAAAAUACUAUAUUAAGUUCUAUUUCAAUAGAUAAUCAAAGCAUUCUAUGUGUGAUAAAUUUAGAUCUUGAAAAUAAUCAAGUUACUGUAAAACAAACGCACAUUAUGGAUGCCUUAAUCGAACACAUAAUAUGUUCUCCUAAUACAGAUGAGAUAUUUCUGAUAGCAGAAGGAUCUGUUUUAAAAUACAAAGAUAAUGAAUUGGAUUUCAUUGGAAUCAAAUUACCAAACUUUUCUUCUAAAGUUGAUCUAAUACAUAAUGGUACAAGUCAUGCAAUAAUAUCUUUAUCUCAUGGCAAUCGUUUAUCAAUUAAUAGUAAAGAAGUUGCAAACAAUGUUACUAGUUUCUUUCUACAUUCUAAACUGUUACUUCUUACAACUUCGCAACAUACACUGAUUUGUGUUACUUUGGAUGAAGAAGGAUUGGAACAAUUAUCUAAACAAGAUUUAACUACUAAACCAUGGGAAAAUAGUAUCUUUCAAAAAUCUGUUAAUGAUGUGAAUAUAAGAAGAAUAGAAAGAGGAUCUUUUCUAGUAAUAGCUCUUCCAAAUAACUCCAAAACUAUAUUGCAAGCGCCUCGUGGUAAUUUGGAAUGUAUUCAGCCUAGACCGCUAUCGCUGUAUAUUAUUGGGGAGCAUUUGAAAAAGUGUGAAUAUUUUUCUGCAUUUGAUCUCAUGAGAAAACAACAUAUUAAUUUGAAUUUAAUAUAUGAUUACGAACCACAAUUAUUUUUGAAAAAUGCAAAAAAAUUUGUUGAUGAUAUCGCAAAUCCACAGUGGUUAAGUUUAUUUUUAACUGAAUUACAAAAUGAAGAUGUUACCACUACAAUAUAUUCGAAUUGUUAUUUAAAGUGCAAAAAACAAGACGCAUCAGUUGCUCAAAAUGAAAAUAAGGUUUCAGUGGUUUGCAAUUUGCUAAAAAGCAUCUUGGAGGAAAAACACAAUGCAGAUUAUUUUAUACAACCAAUAUUAGUUAGUUUAGUUAAAAAUCGUGAUCAACAAGGUUUGGAAGGUGCACUUAAAAAGUUGAAAGAAAUAAAGUCAUUGGAGUUUAAAAAAUUUUCGCACACAAUAUCGUCCGAAGAUGCAUUGAAAUAUUUAUUAUACUUGGUAGAUGUAAACGUUCUAUUUGAUACAGCUUUAGGCAUGUACGAUUUUGAAUUGACAAUGUUCAUUGCAACAAAGUCACAAAAAGAUCCUAAAGAAUAUAUACCAUUUUUAAAUAAUUUAAAGAUACUCGAGGAGAAUUUUAUGAAAUAUUCUAUUGACAUAUAUCUCAAACGAUACGAAUCGGCUUUGAAUCAUAUAUCAAAAGAUACAGAAAAGUUUGAUGAAUGUUUAAAUCUCAUACGAGACCACAAUAUGUAUAAAAACGGUUUGAAGAUAUUUAAAAAAGAUAGCAAAGAAUAUAAAGAAGUUGCACGAAUUUACGGUGAUUAUCUUUUAAGUAAAAAUAAAUUAAAAGAAGCAGCGAUAAUGUUUCACAAGGCUAAUGAUUAUAAUAAUGCAUUAAAUACAUAUAAAUUAGCCGGUUGUUGGCAGGAAGCAAUUAUGGUUUCAACUUUGCUACAUUUAUGUCCUACUGAAUCAUCUGCAUUAUACGAGGAACUUAAAACAAGAUUAUGUCAAGAUAAAAGAUAUUUAGAAGCAGCCCAAAUAUCCGCACUAUAUAUAAAGGACUUUGAAAAAGUUAUUACAACACUAUGCGAAGGCAAAUAUUGGAAGGAUGCUUUAAGAAUUGCAACAGAUGUCAAUCGUUCAGAUUUAAUUGAAACACAUAUUAAGCCUGGCAUACAAGAACAUGUUGAUUAUAUUACGGCACAAAUUAUUAAGAAUAAAGAAGAUUUGGAGAAAUAUAAAAAUCGACUUACAGUAGUAAGAACAGAAAUGACAAAUAGACAAACACAAGUUUAUCACGAUACAUUAAAUGAUAAUAUUUUAAUGUCAAAUAAAGGAUUUAACGAUUUUCUCAGUGAUACUAGUAGUGUUACAAAUUCUAUAACGAGUCAUGGAUCAAGAACUUCUACAACAUCUAAGAGAAGUUACAGAUCAAGUAAAAAUCGUAGGAAGCAAGAAAGAAAGCUCUUAAGUAUGAAAGAAGGAAGUAUGUUCGAAGAUUUAGGAAUAAUGCGAGCAUUACAUGAAAUUAUCACCAAAACAUAUAAGCAAAAAGGUGAAGUGGAUUUAUUAACGCAAAUGUUAUUACAUUUUAAUUGUGACGAAGUUGCUGAAGAAUUACAAGAUAGUAUGAAAAAUUUUUUAGCUAUUAUAGAAAGCAGUAAAUCUAAAAUUUGGGAUAAAUCAGCACCUAUAAGUCUUUCGCUCUAUGAAGCAGAUUCAAUUGAUAACGGUGUAUCAAAAAAAUCUCAAGAAACCUUUGUACCGCAGAAAUUAGUUGAAUCACGCAUAAUGUAUCCACCAGAAGAACCUAUAUCUACAAAAAACCUAUAUAUUUUUUCUAACUAAUAUUAAAUAAAAUAUUAUAAA